AUGAAACCUAUGUUUUACUUCCUUAUUGCCUUAACCGUUGUUUUGGCCACCACAGCAAAUGCCGGCGAACCAGUUCUCGACAGUGAUGGUGAUAUCAUAACCAACGGCAGUUACUUUGUUCUCCCUGCCAUCGUCGGCGCUAUUGGUGGCGGCCUGAAUCUCUCGGCCGAUCCUUGGCUAAAAUGUCCCUAUUAUAUUGGGCAGGAAGGUUCAAAGGUGAACAGGGGCUUUCCAGUUAAAUUCUCAAACUGGCAGUCUAAAGUUGGGUUCGUUCCUGAAUCAGAGAGGCUCAACAUCGAGAUGGAUGGCAAAGCUACGAUUUGUGUCCAGCCAACCUAUUGGUGGGGCAUUGGGGACGAUCCAUGGUUACAUUCGCUUUCCAUAAAGGUUGGUCCUAAGCCAGGUGCUGGAAAAGAUUCGAUCAACGCUUUCUUUCAGAUCAAGAAAACUGAAGAUGUUGGCGUUUACAAUAUUGCGAGUUGUCCUGUCGGUAACACUUGCGAGACUGUUGGGUUACUUGUGGGUGGUGGCGUUCGACGUUUGGUUGCAAGGUUUGCAUACGCUAAGCCAUUCCCGGUUCGGUUCGUGAAAGCUACUGGGACUUCGUCCAAGACUGUGUCUAUUAUCUGA
Brassica oleracea var. oleracea is the source of this 630-nucleotide messenger RNA. Its product is annotated as alpha-amylase/subtilisin inhibitor-like. The transcript has a single exon. The record is from RefSeq and is a predicted model, not a curated record. Lineage: Eukaryota; Viridiplantae; Streptophyta; Magnoliopsida; Brassicales; Brassicaceae. Gene Ontology annotation, molecular function: endopeptidase inhibitor activity. The coding region runs from base 1 to 630 and encodes 209 amino acids.